Messenger RNA from Styela clava, 2916 nucleotides. RefSeq lists its product as uncharacterized. The record is from RefSeq and is a predicted model, not a curated record. Gene Ontology annotation, molecular function: peptidase inhibitor activity. Gene Ontology annotation, cellular component: extracellular region. Lineage: Eukaryota; Metazoa; Chordata; Ascidiacea; Stolidobranchia; Styelidae.
GCAGGUUCAAUCUCUAUAAUUCGAUAUAAAUUAUCGUUCAAGCUUUCAUAAUGUCAGUGAGAUGAGAGCAGCUUGGACAAAAUCUGCCAAGAUGGAUAAAUAUUUCUGCAUUGCAAUCUUAUUCUCGUUUGCUGUUGCUAUCAAUGCAUCAUUAUUCAAUGGAUUAUUGGAGGGUUCAGGAGAUACUUGCGCUGGGACCGGUGAAUGCACAGAAACAAAUGAAGUUUGCUUUGAAACAGAUAAUAACCAAUGCUGGUGUCCAGCUGGAUUUACAGGAGACGACUGCACAGAACCGAACACUGAUUUCAUCGACGAAAGAUGCCGGCCACCAACGUUACCAGACUAUCCUUGUUCUACUAAAGGUGUGAACUACUGCUCCCGGGGUUGUUCCGAUGGGACUAUAUGCUGUUCAGUAGGAUGUGUCAUAGCGUGUGUAGAUCUUCCCGAGAAAACCUGCACAACAACCGCGAAUUGUUCGGCAAAUAAUGUGUGCACUCAAGACGAGUUCGUAAAUGUUUGUCGAUGUCCACUUGGAUAUACAGGAGAAGAUUGUAUGGAACGACAAGAUGGCAUCGACGACAGAUGUCCCCUUCCCGAUAAUCUGAUUGAUGUUUGCGUGGCUUCCCAAGUAGACAACCAGUGUUCUGAAGAUAACCCAUGUCCGGAUAGAGAAAUAUGCUGCCCAGGAGCAAAUGGAUGUUCAACCAACUGUAUUCCAAUAGAAAAAACCUGCACAACAACCGCGAAUUGUUCGGCAAAUAAUGUGUGCUCUCAAGACGAGUCCGUAAAAGUUUGUCGAUGUCCACUUGGAUAUACAGGAGAUGAUUGUAUGGAACGACAAGAUGGCAUCGACGACAGAUGUCCCCUUCCCGAUAAUCUGAUUGAUGUUUGCGUGGCUUCCCAAGUAGACAACCAGUGUUCUGAAGAUAAUCCAUGUCCGGAUGGAGAAAUAUGCUGCCCAGGAGCAAAUGGAUGUUCAACCAACUGUAUUCCAAUAGGCUGUAAAGACCCCGUUGAUCAUAAAACAUGCACCGACCAGAACAAAAUCUGCAUAGAUGACGAUUCUACUGCCGGUUUCGAUUGUAAAUGUCCUUUCGGAUACAGCGGGGCCAUGUGUGCCACACGAAUUGCCGGUUUUGAUGAGAAAUGUCCUUUUCCCGAAGUUCCUGGAGAUACUUGUAAUGAGAUUGAAACUCCAACCUGUACGAAAGCUGACGAUUGUGAAGACGAUAAAGUAUGCUGUUCUACAGGUUGUGGAACGGCUUGUGUGGAUCUUUCAGAUCCAAAACCGAAAGGAAAGAAACCAAAAUUACCAGUGGCACCAGUUGGUUGCCCACCAAAGCGAUGUGUUUGUUCAAAGAACCUCGGUGCAAUUUGUAAACCAAAUAAAAGGGGUUGCGGCGCCAAUAUUCGUGAUCAACACACUGGAAAACGCAUCACACAAUAUUGCAAAUGCGAUCCAUGGUAUCAGAUAUACAGCCCUUGCUCCAAGAACAAAUGUUUCGACGUGAAUGGAAAUGCAUUAGUGUGCCCAGGUCAUCCGAACGCUAGAUGUCGCGUGACUCAGUGUGGAAGAUGCCAGGCAUAUUGGAUCGAUAUUCAUACAGGAAAACAGGUCAAGUGCAAGAGAGGACAACCAGAUGCAGCAUGUGGACCCGGAGAGAUUCCGGUUCUAGGAUGUCCAGAUGUAUGUCAACAUAUUAAGUGCUCGAAUUAUCCGUAUGCAACUUGUAGAGUUCGAGCUUGUAAUGGGUGCACGGCAAAGUACACCUACCUGGGAAGAGAUGUCACGUCAGAUUGUCAUCAAGUCGUGGGAUAAGAAUGACUGUUAACACUCACACUGGACUGGAAAACACUUUGAAACAAAAAAACUAUUUUGAGCUAAUAACUCUGAUUUAUUCAAAAACACAACAAACUUUACUGGAAAAUUCAGUUUAAAUUUAUAAAAUAAAAAUUAGAAUAUUAAACCAGGGGGGUUGCCCCCAUCCCCUUAAAAUGUAAAUAAACCUAUUUUGGUACUCCCGAAAUAUGUGAAUCAACGAAGUAUGUGUACUGGGUUGGAGUUGGACCAUAAUUUUAUUCCCAUUUCAUUAUUUCAGUUCCAUACCGCGUUCAGGGACUAGCCAAAUGACUCCCAUAUCAUUUGUACCUGAAAUUACGGCCUGAACCUGGUACCCAUACUAUGUUCCGGUGUCCAUCGUCUUGGUUCACAUAUUCCGGGAGUACCCCCAUUUUUCUGUUUCAUACACAGAAAUCUUUUGCAGAUUGAAACGGUUUUUGACCCUCAAGAGUCAAGACCAUUAAAAUCCCACGAGUCAAGAAUCUUGAAACACACCCGGACCUGCUUGCUUUUACGGUCAAACUUGGUCAUUAGGAAUUUCAGAACACCAAUUUUAAAAUUACUGGCCACGCCCCUGUAAUCAGCUCCGGGCAAAAUGAAGUCAAAUCGCCCAGACGACUACACAAUAAACCUGAAAAUACCCUUUUUCUUGCCGUUUUCUUAAAUCCAUUCAUGCAAGGCAUGGUUCAUUCACACACAAAACUUUUUUUACCCAUGAUGUCCUAAAACUUCCCUUGAGGUUUUUUAGAAUUUCUCUAUUCAUCGAGAUGGAGCUAAAGGGUAAAUCGAGAUCAAUAAAUUACGUGUGCGAUCUGAUGCAAAAUCUUUACAAAUUUCCUGUGUUAUGAAUGUGUUUAAAGUAAAUAGUUUGCAUUGUAAUGUAUAUUGAUAAAAAAUGUAGUAUUCAUAUACCUUAUGUAUAUGCUUUGUUACUUAUUUGCCUUCCAGAAGAGUUGCAUUUUCGUUGUUUUUAUGAACUUCAACUGUUCAUGAUUAAUCAUCGUAUUCUCAUUUACGGUUCUUUCAUUGCAGGCAGAAUAUUUUAAUAAAUACAUUGUUUGGUGAAGUAUUGCUAA